UAGGCACACUGCAAUGCGUAAAUAACGAUUUGAACCAGUUGACCAAAUGCCAAUGCCGAUUGCCGCGCGAGCCGACGCUUCCGGCCCGUUCCAGGCCAGGCCAGUCCAGUCUGGGGCUGACAAUUGUUAACCCAAUUCGCGACUCGAUCAGGCCCAGACUGGCCUGGUCUGCCCAGACACGGCAUGGCCUGGAGCGGCCUGGCUCAUAUAAAAGGCUUCGGUCGCCAAUGGAUGUACAGAUAACAUCGCGCACUCAAGCUGAUCUUAAGCAAUGCAGGCCCACAAGAUUUCCCGCUGCCUAGCACUGGUCCUGCUCUCCCUCAGCCAGAUCCGUGGCCAGAUCAUCCAGCCAAUACGUUAUCCGGGCGGACCGGUGCACCCGCAGCGGCAACAGCGCUCCCUCUUUGGCCCACCCGGUCCACCCAUCGGUUGGAGUAGCGGUGGCGGCUGGGCCGGUCCCAGUCCCAGCUUCGAGAUCAGCCACCUGCCACCCUCAUCGAGCCCGCACGUAACCAAGGACGAGCUUCUGGCUCUGCUGGCGGCCUGGAAAGAUGUCGAGCCCAAGCCGACUCCGUCUCCACCCCCUGAGCCCGAGGAUGAGCCGGAGCCUGAGGUGACCACCGCCCCCCCUCCCGAGGAAGAGGAGGAGCCAGAACCAGAACCGGAGGCCCCAGCACCAGCCCCAGAGGCACCAGCCGGACCUCCUCCCGGUGUGCCGGUUACCGUCUCGCUGCCAGCCCUAGUACCCAUUCAGCUAGCCGCCAUGUGGCAGACGCCAGUGCCUGGCGCAGGAUCUGUAGGCCUCGGUCUGGGCGGAAUUGGUGGUUUGUCAGGUCUAGGACUGGGACUGGGUGGAGGUGUAGCUGCAGCAAGCACUGGUGGUGGCGCCGCAGCCGGAGCAGCAGCUGCCACAGCACGCACUGCCACAGUCUCCCGUUCGCGGGCCCGUGCAAGGGUCGGAGGUCGGUCCUCAAAAGCCUCCUCUAUUCGCUUUCCCGUUGCCAAUCCCCGCAGCUUCGCCUCAGGAAACUAUGUGGCGCCCAGACCUCGCUACUAUCGCGCCGCUCCUUCGCAGUCGGAGCCAAGUCGGGUCGAUGUGAUGCCAUCGCCCGGGUAUCUGGCCCAUGUUCCGGGACCAGUACAGCUCGUUCCUGGUUACUGGCAGUAGUCGCCACUUCUUUAGUGCAUACAUCUCUUAGCACUCGUCCUUCCCAUUUUAUCUAAGCUCAAACUGUACAAAUAUACACACUCAUACCUAUACACAUGUUAUACCUAUACAAUUACAUAUAUAGGCUACGUAAAUCUAUGUCCAUGUACAGAUCAUCAGCAUCUAUUUGUAUCUUUAAUGCCAUGUUCUUUUA
This is a messenger RNA of Drosophila miranda, 1361 nucleotides long. Its product is annotated as sulfated surface glycoprotein 185. Lineage: Eukaryota; Metazoa; Arthropoda; Insecta; Diptera; Drosophilidae. Bases 272 to 1168 code for a protein of 298 amino acids. The record is from RefSeq and is a predicted model, not a curated record. The transcript is spliced from 2 exons.